ACUGCAGUGUUGGACUUAGCGCGGUCCGGUUCAGUCCAGUCGAUCAUCUCUCACCUUCUUGGGAGAAGUUCCGCGGAGGAAGAAGACUGAAGACUGAUCCACUUUGAUCUCCGGACACAACGCACUUGGGAGCGGGGGUUGAUUCAUGGCAUUGGCGAUGUGUAGAAAGUGGAAUUAAGGUGUGCGAAACGGUGUUCAAGAAGUGUGCCGGUUGGCGGUGCAGUGCGGUGAUCUACGACUACGACGCAACAGAAGUUGUGAUUGAUUGCUGGGCCAAGAAUUAAUGUUCUGAGAACGAUCUUGCGGCGGUGCGGUGUUGAAGUGCGAAAUAAAACGUGACGUGAUCGUGGCGCGGCGUAAUUCUACCGCUAUGAUGGAUUAGAGGGGUAGCCGUCGACGGAGAAGAAAGGCAGAGUUCCAGAAGAGGGGGUUUGCGGAGUUUGACAUAAGUCACGAAUAUCUCUCAGUGUUCUACUUCUUAGCGCGCGCGCCAGAUUGCAAAGAUCAUGAGGAAAUUGUGAACGUACAACAUCAACUAUACGGAAAGAGGGCCAGCGAGUUGAGUUGUUGACAGCUAGCGGGCUCAGCGAGUGUUGAAACCAGAGGUUCCAGAGUGGCCAAUUUUUGCGACCACCCCCCAUUACAUCCCAGCAAAGGAAUCCGGCGGCGACGGCCGGCACUAGAAAACCAUGGGAAAUUCCGGCUACACGUGCAUACGGCGGAUGUUUUGCUCGUUCAACGUACUGAUAUGGAUUUGCGGCGGUGGCUUUCUGGCGAUCGGAGUGUGGCUGCGGUUCGCGGCCCCGGGCUAUGCCACGUUGCUCCCGGACCAUGCCGGGCUCAGUGCGGACUACGUGUUUAUGGCCAUUGGUGCCAUUAGUUUCGUCAUCGCUUUCUUCGGCUGUUGUGGGUCCUGGUUCGAGUCCAGGUGUUUCCUCAUCAUAUACUUUAUGCUGGUGGUGAUGCUGUUCCUCAGCGAGUUCCUGCUGGGUUCGCUCGCGUUCGUGUUCCGUGGUGGAAUCGGCCGGAUGUUGGUGCACGAGCUAAAGUACGGCAUCGAGAAGCACUACAACGUGACCGACCGGGGAGGAAUCCUGGCACCGUCGGUCGCGUCGAUCUGGGACAAGCUGCAGGUGGAGUUGCAAUGCUGCGGAGUAUCCUCCUACGAAGACUGGUACGAUAUUAGUGCUUGGCCUGGUGAACGUUGGGUUCCCCGCUCAUGCUGCCGCCCACGGUAUGGUUCAGUUUACACGGAAGGCUCCGGCGAUGAUCUGGCGGGUGGCGAUUGCCGCAAAUCCGGCGAUCCUUCGCUGCUGUGGGACAAAAGUUGCGGCCAAAUUCUCCAAAUGUGGUUCAUCCAGCGACUACACGUCGUUGGUAUCGUCGGUCUAGUCAUAGCAUUUCUACAGCUAUUUGGUCUGAUAUCCUCGAUGCUGAUAUUCUGCACCGUCAAGCACAAACGAAAAUCAUCGAAAACGUACAAGUCUUACUCGCCUUCGGUGGAUACGACCCUGAACCGAAACAGCACGGGGACGUAUCUGGACGAUUGAUAUUAGCUGCAUAUCCGGGUUUCGGGUUCUACGAUGAAAAGCAAGACGCACCCACGAAUAUUGAAUUUGAUGUAGGAAUACUCAAGAAUCUUCCACGUAGACUACAAGAGAAGUAGUGAAAAUUUACUGUAAAUGGUGAUGAAAUCGAAUCCUUAGAUUAAGGAGAAGCUGUGCCAAAAACUAAUUCACAAUAAUUGAUAAUUUUUAAAUCCGUACUCGUUAGGAAAUUGAUGAAAUACAAAAUACGAAAUAAGUUUAAGGUGAGAUCAACAAAAAACGAACAACAUAAGCAUCAAAUUAAGCAAUAGUGAUGUGGAAUCGAAGAUCGUGCUUUCAAGUUUUAGUGCGUAAGCAACAAAUUUUAAGUUAUUUAUGAAAACAAGAGCGUCUGCGCUCCCCUUCCCCAAAUCAAAGCUGGAAUGUUCCAUUCCAACGUAGCAACAUUCCAAAGUAGCAGUUGUAUUUACACCAGUGAAAAUAAAACAUCGAUAUAUAGUACUAAAUAAAUAAAUAA
Molecule: messenger RNA, 2064 nt
Organism: Culex pipiens pallens (northern house mosquito)
Lineage: Eukaryota; Metazoa; Arthropoda; Insecta; Diptera; Culicidae
Product: tetraspanin-9
Exons: 7
Coding region: 690-1550 (286 amino acids)
Cellular component (GO): membrane
Source: RefSeq, a predicted model, not a curated record